UCUACGUGCGCGCAGCCGAUAUCCAAUCGCGACCGUUAGCUGGAGCGAGCUCGCUGGUACCAAAGAGGAGAGAAAUCUGAGCGGCGGCACCGGCUGAUGUGAAAAGUCACCAUAUCUCACCCAAACCAGGCUUCCCGUCGCUUCCUCGGACCUGUCAGGGGGGAAUGAGAAUCGCCAUUUGUCAGACGGGGGAUGGGCUCGUCUGAUCAGUGAGUGAGAUUUGGAUCAUCGUGAAUACACGUGGAGCCUUGUCCGGAUAGUUGAUUGACAGCAGCACCUCCAGUUCACCUCCCCCUGUGUGGCCCUUUUUCGCCACUUCCGAGUCUCUGAAGGAAGAAAAUCACAGAGGGACCAGAAACCUCGUCAACACACACUUCCUAGCCAGACUCCCCCAGUACCUCGCCUCACCCUCACCUCCCCAAGUGGGAGAGAACAGCAGCCAUCAUGGUGCUGUCACAGAGACAAAGAGAUGAACUAAACCGAGCUAUAGCCGACUAUCUCCGUUCCAAUGGGUACGAGGAGGCCUAUUCCACCUUCAAGAAAGAGGCAGAGAUAGAUAUGAAUGAGGAGGUAGAUAAAAAGUAUGCUGGGCUUUUGGAAAAGAAAUGGACCUCAGUCAUCAGAUUACAGAAAAAGGUGAUGGAGUUGGAGUCGAAGUUAAACGAGGCCAAGGAGGAGAUGACACAUGGAGGAUCUGUGAGUCAGAAGAGAGAUCCCAAGGAGUGGAUCCCCCGUCCCCCAGAGAGAUACGCCCUGAGCGGGCACCGUGCCCCGGUCACGCGUGUUAUAUUCCACCCUGUCUUCUCUGUCAUGGUCACAGCCUCUGAGGAUGCUACCAUCAAGGUGUGGGACUACGAGGCCGGGGACUUUGAACGAACCCUGAAGGGCCACACAGACUCUGUGCAGGACAUCUCCUUUGACCAGACAGGGAAGCUGUUGGCUUCAUGUUCAGCUGACAUGAGCAUCAAACUUUGGGACUUCCAGGGUUUCGAGUGUAUCCGAACAAUGCAUGGCCACGAUCACAAUGUGUCGUCUGUAGCCAUCAUGCCAAAUGGUGACCACAUAGUGUCGGCUUCCAGAGACAAGUCCAUCAAGAUGUGGGAGGUGGCCACUGGGUACUGUGUGAAGACCUUCACAGGCCACAGAGAGUGGGUGAGGAUGGUGCGUCCCAACCAGGACGGCUCAUUGAUCGCCAGCUGCUCCAACGACCAGACAGUGCGUGUGUGGGUGGUCACCUCAAAGGAGUGCAAAGCUGAGUUGCGGGAGCAUGAACAUGUGGUAGAGUGUAUCGCCUGGGCCCCUGACAGUGCUCACCCCACCAUCCUGGAGGCCACAGGCUCCGAGAGCAAGAAGAGUGGAAAGCCUGGCCCCUUCCUUCUCUCUGGAUCCAGAGAUAAAACCAUUAAGAUGUGGGACGUCAGCACUGGCAUCUGCCUUAUGACCCUGGUGGGACAUGACAACUGGGUCCGUGGGUUGUUGUUUCAUCCUGGCGGAAGAUUCAUAGUGAGCUGUGCUGACGACAAAACCAUUAGGAUCUGGGACUACAAGAACAAACGCUGCAUGAAGACCCUGUGUGCCCAUGAACACUUUGUUACCUCUCUGGAUUUCCACAAGACUGCUCCAUACGUGGUGACGGGAAGUGUCGAUCAGACAGUCAAAGUCUGGGAGUGCCGCUGAGACUACGUCCGUCUCUUGCCCUGUCCUGCCUCCGAUUCCCCUACACCCAAGCUCCAGAAGCAGUCCUAACCCCCCCCCCCACCCAACCCUCUCCCUUCUGUCCUGACACCCAGCCCAGUCCUUCACCUCUCGCACUACAAACCAUAGUUGACCAUGGCGCUUUACCUUCUCCCCAUCCCCUCCCCUCGCUCCCCUCUCCUUCCCCACUCCCCUACAUCAGUCCAGCCCUAUUAAGAAGACUAUUGUCCUUUUAUGUAAAUUAUUCUGGAUGUAGGGUACGCUUAAUAAAUGUCACGCAAUCUCUGACACAUAAACACACUCAAAAGAUAAGAAGUAUUCCUUGCAUGGUGAAACAAAAAAUAAUUGUAUACUGUUAAAUUUGCCGAAUUUGCAUUCUGUUGUCAUGACUUCCUGUCGGGUAAAAGGGUAAAUAUCCUUGUGUGCUGGCACAGGUGGAUUUCAGGUAACUGACAGUGCACGGAAACCAAUGGCACCCCAUGUUGAAGGGGUUUAGGUUUAUUUCUUGGUUUUGUUUUACUCCAUGCCUCCAUUCUUGUGGUCUGCCACUGCACAGAUGGCGAUAGAGAAGAUGUGUGGAAAGUCACUGUAACAGAAAGAACGAGUGGAAGCUGUCCAGGAGAAGAUGAGAAUAAGUUGGAAGAAAAAAAAAAAGCAUUCAGCUUCCUAGUUGAAU
Paralichthys olivaceus (Japanese flounder) is the source of this 2371-nucleotide messenger RNA. RefSeq names its product lissencephaly-1 homolog B. Gene Ontology annotation, cellular component: neuronal cell body; nuclear envelope; cytoplasmic microtubule. Gene Ontology annotation, molecular function: dynein complex binding; microtubule plus-end binding. NCBI's taxonomy places the organism in Eukaryota, Metazoa, Chordata, Actinopteri, Pleuronectiformes, Paralichthyidae. The record is from RefSeq and is a predicted model, not a curated record. Gene Ontology annotation, biological process: germ cell development; establishment of mitotic spindle orientation; vesicle transport along microtubule.